Fusarium proliferatum ET1 is the source of this 252-nucleotide messenger RNA. RefSeq lists its product as uncharacterized. The coding region runs from base 1 to 252 and encodes 83 amino acids. The record is from RefSeq and is a predicted model, not a curated record. Lineage: Eukaryota; Fungi; Ascomycota; Sordariomycetes; Hypocreales; Nectriaceae. The transcript is spliced from 2 exons.
AUGGAGCUGUGGCUGGUGUGUCUUACCAUCAUGUUUGCUCUAGUCUCGUGGGCGAUGAGGACUCGAGUUGAUUAUGAUGAAGAACAGUGCAGUUUGAGUUUGGCAGUUCAGAAUAGAGCCCUGAAUUCGAAGUCCUCUUCUAUCGUAUCUGUUCCCGUUGGGAUAUUCACGUCAUUGGGAAACCCAAAGGACGGAACAGGACCGGACAUGACGAGCCAAGCAAAAAGCAUGGAGCCAAGGUCAGGCCAGUGA